GAGGUAGUGAAUCAGGGAAUAAAUCUUUAAGCCGAACUAUUUUAUGAGCUGAUCUCACCUGUUCAGCCGUGUGCCGCCUCCCUGCCAAGACUCCAGCUGCAAAUCCUUCUGGCGAUUGCCACACAGAAAGCACCCGGCAAGGCUAGAGACCGCGCAGGACUAUGCAGGAUGACAUCAGCCGUGACUUCCCAAUAUGCCUGACCUGACAAGGCUCCAGCAAUGGAGCUCUGGGGGAUCAUUGGAUGCUCCUUGAUGGUUGCGCUGAUCCUGGCUUCGCUGCUGUCCAACGGCAUGGUGCUGAUCUGCUUCCUCAGCUGCACGGACAUCCGCGGCCAGGUGCCAGGUUUAUUUAUCCUCAACUUGACCCUCUGCAACCUCCUGCUCACCGCGAUCAACAUGCCUCUCACACUGGUAGGAGUCAUACGUGGCCACCAAGCAGGAGGUGAAGAACUUUGCAGGGCUGUGGGCUUCUUAGAAACUUUCCUGACCAGUAACUCCAUGCUGAGUAUGGCAGCCCUAAGCAUUGACCGUUGGGUGGCUGUAGUUUUCCCACUGAGUUACCAUUCCAAAAUGAGGUAUCAGGACGCUGCUCUCAUUGUACUUUACUCGUGGAUUCACUCUUUGUCCUUUCCAACGGUAGCCCUUUGCCUCUCCUGGGUUGGGUUUCACCAGGUGUAUGGUUCUUGCACCCUGUAUAACAAGAGACCAGAGGAAGGAGCAUCGUUCCUGGUUUUUAUGGUCCUUUUCCACCUAUUCAGCUUCCUCCUGUCCUUCCUAGUUCUAUGUGUCACCUACCUGCAGGUCCUGAAAGUAGCCCGGUCCCACUGUAGAAGGAUUGAUGUGAUCACCAUGCAGACUUUGGUGCUACUGGUGGAUUUGCACCCAAGUGUGAGACAGCGAUGUCUGGAGGAACAAAAGAGAAGGAGGCAACGAGCAACCAAAAAAAUCAGCACUUUUAUUGGCACAUUCCUACUCUGCUUCUCACCUUAUGUCAUCACCAGGUUGGUGGAGAUUUCCUCAUCGACACCCAUCAGCUCCCAUUGGGGUAUUGUUAGCAGAUGUCUGGCAUACAGCAAAGCCUUGUCCGACCCAUUCGUUUACUGUCUCCUACGGAAUCAAUACAAAAGUUGCUGUCGAGACUUGUUUAACAAAAUCCUGAAACGGAGUACUGACAAUUUGUCUGCAGAGAGGGGGAAUUCUUAUGUAGGAGAUUUUGUUCCUGAUACUGAUUAGUCAUUUGAAAAAGUCCUACAAAAAAAGGCAAGGAGCCCAAAUACAUCCAGAGACACAUCAUCAAUGAAACUGGCGUAAAAGUGCACACCUUAUCACCCUAUUAUAAUGGGAUUUCUUAACCAAUCUAUUCUCAGUUUGCGAGGAUAAGACAAACUAACCAAGAACUAUUCCAUUCAAAUGGUUUGAAUCAUUCUUUAUACUAGAGGAAAAUAUUUAAAAACUUGGUAA
This is a messenger RNA of Spea bombifrons (plains spadefoot toad), 1461 nucleotides long. RefSeq names its product G protein-coupled receptor 26 (gene GPR26). Gene Ontology annotation, biological process: adenylate cyclase-activating G protein-coupled receptor signaling pathway. The coding region runs from base 220 to 1233 and encodes 337 amino acids. Gene Ontology annotation, cellular component: membrane. Gene Ontology annotation, molecular function: G protein-coupled receptor activity. The record is from RefSeq and is a predicted model, not a curated record. The transcript is spliced from 3 exons. Lineage: Eukaryota; Metazoa; Chordata; Amphibia; Anura; Pelobatidae.